Olea europaea var. sylvestris is the source of this 1767-nucleotide messenger RNA. RefSeq lists its product as uncharacterized. Gene Ontology annotation, biological process: telomere maintenance; DNA repair. NCBI's taxonomy places the organism in Eukaryota, Viridiplantae, Streptophyta, Magnoliopsida, Lamiales, Oleaceae. Gene Ontology annotation, molecular function: DNA helicase activity. The transcript has 5 exons. The record is from RefSeq and is a predicted model, not a curated record. Bases 1 to 1767 code for a protein of 588 amino acids.
AUGUACGUUAAGAUCGAAACUGCACGAUUAGACUAUUUUCGUAAUAACCAAAAACAAAUUCGAGCUGAAUUUUACCAAGAUAUUGUUUCUGAAAUGCCUACUUCUUUAAGACGUCUUUUUGCUACGCUUCUUAUGCUUUGCAAUCCCGAUCAUCCAAAGCUUUUGUGGGAUAAAUUUAAGGUUUAUAUUACUGAUGAUUAUAUACAUGACAAUAUAUCUUCGAAAGGUACUGAACUACAGGCUUUAAAAGACAUAGGUUUAAUUUUAGAAUCAUUGGGUAAAAAUAUAAAUGACUAUAAGAUAGUGUCAUUCAGUGUAAAUAUAGAUGAAAAUGAAAGGUUGAGAAGAAUGAUGGUAGAUGAUAUAGGAAAUUUGGAUAUUGAAGGAGGCUUUGCUUGUACAACAAGCUUAAAUAAUGAGCAACAAUUUGCGUAUGAUACAAUUAUGAAAAAAGUAAAUUCCAAAUCAAGUGGAGUUUAUUUCAUUGAUGGUACAGGGGGAGUAGCGCUCCUAGCUUGUGUGAGAUCUCAAAAUUUAAUUGUUUUGGCUACUACAUCUUCUGGAGUAUAUGCAUUUCUUUUACUUAGAGGUCGGACAGCUCAUUCAAGAUUUAAAAUUCCUUUGGAAAUAAUUGGUGAAAUUAGUUGUUCUGUUAGUAAGCAAUCAGCUCUAGGGACUUUGUUGAAAAUGUCAACUUUAAUACUCUGGGAUGAAGCACAUAUGGUGAAUCGUUGUGCUGUUGAAGCUGUUAAUAAAAUGCUGAGAGAUAUAACUGAUUCUAACUUGCCUUUUGGUGGAAAAGUGGUAGUUCUAGGAGGAGAUUUUCGACAAGUUUUACUAUUGAUACCGAAAGGAAAAAAAGAAGACAUAAUAAGAGCUAGCUUAGUUUUCUCUGAUCUAUGGCCUUUGUAUUCACAUCUACCAUUGGUUGAAAACAUGAGAGCGAAAUUUGAUCCCACAUUUUGUGAUUACUUGCUUAGGAUUGUAAAUGGAAUGAAAUUAGAACACAAUUGUAAUUGCAUUCAGCUUCCACACAAUAUAAUUGUACCAUUUGAAGACGAAAUUACAUCUCUAAAAUUUUUAAUAAGUCACGUUUUUCCAAAUAUAGAAGCAUAUGUUGAUAAUUUACAUGUCAUGGCAAAUCGAGUAAUUCUUACGCCUAGAAAUGAAUGUGUUGAUAAUAUUAAUCGAAUUUUACUUGACCAAAAUUCUGGUCAAAUUUACACAUAUUAUAGUUUUGAUGAAGCAAUUGACAAAUUAGAACAAAGCCUAUAUGAAAACUUCUUGAAUACUUUGACUCCAAAUGGUAUUCCACCGUAUGAAUUGAAGCUUAAGAUAAACUGUUUUGUAAUGUUAUUGCGGAAUAUCAAUCCUUCCGAAAGGUUAUGUAACGGAACACGCUUUACUUGUAGAAAAUUUGAUAAGAAUGUAAUUCUUGUUGAAAUUACAAAUGUUAAGAGUCUUACAUUUUGGAUCUCAUUGGGUUUUGUGCUCUUGUAUGAAUUUGGAGUUUCUUGUUUCUUCUUCAAAUGUGAAGGAGUCUUGUGCAACAUUUGCUCCAAGGAGGAGCCAAAUGUCGUACACUGUGAUGUCUUCACAUGGAUUUGCAUAUAUUUGUAUUGUCGUUAUUGGUGGACAAACUUUUCUGAAGGGCUUUUCAAAUCAUCCAAGUUCAUGGCCAAGACUUCUGGUGGUAGUGAUCCAGUCUGCCUUUCGUCCAAAAAGAAGACUUGUCCUACUACUCUAGCUUUGAUCUCUAAGCAAUGA